AUGAGGUCAUCGGCGGGUUUAAUUAAGCGUUUUCUCUCGAAUGCCAUAUCAAAAAAGACGCAAAAAGUUCCGCCUACCCAAAAUUUGACAUCGGAAUUUUUCGAACAUAUCCAACAUCAAGUCUAUGGAGACUCGCGAAAAAUUGAUAAGGUGGUUGUCAAUGUCACUCUUGAUGCAGAAACCCAGAAGCCUGUUCUAGUGAAUCGCAAUGUGUCGACACCUUUUCACUGCCUGACACAUAUUUCCAAACAAGUGGCUGAAAAUGCUGUUCUAGUAGAAGUUGAGCCAUCCGUUGGUGAAAAUUACAUCUGUUGCGUUCAUCAACCGAUAGAGGAUCAAGCGAGAAUUACGAAAAUUGAUUUUCAAACUACAUCAUACACUGACAUUUUGAAUGCAGCUUAUUGGAGGUCUUGUGGAAUUGCUACAGGCGCGAUUCUGAAAGAAUCAUUUUAUCCUGAAUUACUUGUUGAUUUCAAUGUUGAAAAUAAUGUUGAAGACGGAUUCUUCUCAGUGAAUGUUUCGGACUUACAAAAUAUUUCCUAUGACGAGCUCACCACAAUUAAUUCAUUCGGGAAAAAAUUCUUGAAAGAAGGUCAUCCUUUCGAAUGUAUCAAUGUUCCGACACAUAUUGCGGAAGAAAAUUCUUUAGACUGUAAAUUACUGGUGCGCCUGGGAAGACACGUGUUUGCUGCUAGCGGACCUGUUAUACAAUCUACUGCACAAAUUGGUCAAUAUAAAUUAGUUCAGGCUAAACCGAGAAACAAUAGUGUUCAAGUUUCUGGCGUAAGUCUUCCUUUUGCCCAGCCAACAACAUCCUACUCAUGGGGGUUAAUCGUAAAAAAUGCGUCCAAUAUGUGUAGGAAGUAG
Molecule: messenger RNA, 867 nt
Organism: Caenorhabditis bovis
Lineage: Eukaryota; Metazoa; Nematoda; Chromadorea; Rhabditida; Rhabditidae
Source: the annotation of a GenBank genome assembly